CAAAGAUUAACCUCAAACGUAACUCCUUCCACAGCACUUUGAUGCUAUAAAUUAAAGAAACUUCCAUAUUCAUUCUACCCUUAGCUUAACCACACCCAACCCAUAAUAUAUACAUCCAAACUAAAAAUGAUGUCUUGGAGCUUCAAGGGGCUCUUCCCCAAAAAGAAGCUGCUGAAGCUCUUCUCCACCACCAUCCCCUUCAAGCUUCGCAGCCUCAACAGAUCCAAAGUCAUCAAGAAGCCGAAUAAGGCCUCUUUGUUCGACAAAACUACCAAGAGAGGUGGUUCAGACUGGAAAAAGAAAACCCGGGGAAAGCGCAACAAGUUCAUCUGGUUCUUACCCAUUGGCAAAAGACCCAAAUUUCUCAAGAAGCGGCCCGUGCCCGUUUAUAUCGACCAGCUAUUUGUAGGCCCCGGGCCUUCUCGGCUUACGGAACCGACGAAAUCCGUGACAAAGUUCAAGGAAGCCGAGGUCGUGGCUCCCGAUCAAGAAACAUGCAUGGCUGUUGCUUCUAGUAGUAGCAUCAUGCACUACUAUGUUGACGACAAAGCAGGGGAGGAUCUACGUAUGAGCUAUGGUGGGCUAAAGCUCAGGUAUAAUUGCUCUUCGGUCCAGGACAUCCCAAAUUCCUUGAUCCGUCCCUGCGACGGACCGGGCGAGGCCGAUGAUAUGUGGGAAGCUGUUGUACUGGCAGAACCGGAGAUGCACAGAAUUGAUGAAAGAGCAGAGGAGUUCAUAUCCAGAUUCCAUGCCGAGAUUAAGCGCCAGAAGACUUCUGAGAAGCACUUGUAGCUGUUAUUUGAUCUCCUACCAACAGGACUUAAUAUAGGACGGUGGACGGUUUAUAUUGUUUGCCACUUUUUAUUGCAAAAUGUAAUUCUCUUUCGAAUUCAUUUUUUACUAACCACGUCAACUUUCAAAUAUUAUCCUCUUCCAUCAUGGUUGUACGAGAUUUUGGCACAAAUAUUACUCGGAAAUCAGAAAUGUAUGAUUAAUAUUGAACUUGUAAAACCAAGUGUGAUUGUAAGAAAUGAUGAUGCCAUCAUGCCUAUGGAAUUUCAGAAACUAAUUACUACACUUCGAAUGCAAACCACAC
This is a messenger RNA of Cuscuta europaea, 1096 nucleotides long. NCBI's taxonomy places the organism in Eukaryota, Viridiplantae, Streptophyta, Magnoliopsida, Solanales, Convolvulaceae. The record is from the annotation of a GenBank genome assembly.